Messenger RNA from Bemisia tabaci, 1825 nucleotides. RefSeq names its product synaptic vesicle 2-related protein. Gene Ontology annotation, biological process: transmembrane transport. Gene Ontology annotation, molecular function: transmembrane transporter activity. The record is from RefSeq and is a predicted model, not a curated record. Gene Ontology annotation, cellular component: membrane. Lineage: Eukaryota; Metazoa; Arthropoda; Insecta; Hemiptera; Aleyrodidae.
CCUGUCAAUGAUUCUGAAAGUUCGGAAGUAUUUCCUCAAGUUCAGUGUUUUUUGCUAUUGUGUGACUUCGGUUAACGCCUCUUUUGCCUUCCGUGCCGUAUUUUCAACUGAGCAGCUCAAUUUUCAUUCAGAUUUUCAGUUGUGAACGCUCAUGUCCUAGCUUUGGUCAAGCACGAAAAUUCAUGGAAAGUGCAAUGACCUAAUAAAACCAUUUUCUCGUGUCGGUCCGGUGCGAAAUGCGCUGGCUUUUCCUGCUCUGCAAAAAGAUGCCCAGUUGAUACCUUGAGAUAUUUUUUCUUCCGACAAUGUCACAAAUUCUGAAUGCGGCCAAAUUAACCAGUAGAGGGAGAAAUACCUCUCAUUAUGAAGAUCUGGACAGAGCUGAUAGUAACUCUCGGCCAGGAGAGUUACUGCAGGAUGGGGACUCCUAUCCCCAUUCAACUCAAGAAUUGGAGAUGAAUUCAGUUUCGGCUGUUCCAGAUGAUACUUUCACUGUAACCCAAGCUGUAAAUGCAUUUGGAUUUGGAAAGUUUCAAGCCAAGCUCUCUUUGUUCACUGGUCUCUGCUGGAUGGCAGACAGCAUGGAAAUGACAAUUCUCAGCAUACUGUCUCCUGCUCUUCACUGUGAAUGGCACAUAACUAGAUAUCAACAAGCUCUUGCGACAACGGUUGUCUUCUUAGGAAUGAUGCUCAGUUCAACAUUUUGGGGGCAUUUAAGUGAUCGCUAUGGAAGGAAACAGGCAUUGACGUUAUGUGCGGUCUUGCUUUUCUACUAUGGUUUAUUAAGUUCCUUUGCUCCAAACUAUGUAUGGAUACUCUUUUUACGCGGUUUGGUUGGAUUUGCAAUUGGAUGUGUCCCUCAGUCAGUCACGUUGUAUGCUGAAUUUUUACCAUCCAAGCAAAGAGCAAAGUGUGUCGUUCUUUUAGAUUGUUUUUGGGCGCUCGGGGCUUGUUUCGAGGUUCUUCUUGCUCUCAUUGUGAUGCCGACGUUAGGUUGGCAAUGGUUGCUGGCCUUAUCUACUGCUCCUCUAUUAGCCUUUGCAUGCAUUUGCCCAUGGCUACCAGAGAGCGCCCGUUAUCAUGUUGCAUGUGGUGAGCCAGAUAAAGCUCUGGCAACCUUACGACAAGUUGCAGCAGAUAAUGGAAAACCAAUGUUGUUAGGCAGACUAGUUGUAGAUGACUCAAUAGUAACUGAACAAAGAGGGCGCGUCCGGGAUCUACUCAUUCCUCAAUUGAGGAAAACUUCCCUCCUCCUGUGGUUUAUAUGGACGGUUUGCGCUUUUUGCUACUAUGGUGUUGUACUAAUGACUACUGAACUCUUUGAAGCCUCGGCAUCUCGUUGCCAAAAUCAACCCGGAGUCUUCAAACCUGUUGAGACUUGUUCAGCCGAUUGCCGGCAAUUGAAUACUCGAGAUUAUAUGGAUCUUCUUUGGACAACUUUGGCCGAGUUCCCUGGCAUUUUUGCAACCAUAUUUGUAAUCGAAAAAUAUGGCAGGAAGAGAACGAUGGCAGUUCAGUUUCUGAUCUUCACUAUCUGUGUGUCUGCUCUCUUCUACUGUUUUCUGAAUCGCACAUAUUUGACUGUAACUCUAUUUGUGGCGCGAGGCAUAAUUGCUGGUGUGUUCCAAGCAGCUUAUGUGUAUACACCAGAAGUUUACCCAACUCCUUUACGUGCUGUUGGAGUAGGCACAUGUAGUGCAAUGGCAAGACUUGGAGCUAUGGUCACACCUUACAUUGCACAGGUUUUGCUGCAAUCAUCCCUGUUUUUUGCCAUGACAGUUUACGGAGUGGCAGCUUUGAUGGCUGCUGUGGCCUGCGCCAUGCU